Molecule: messenger RNA, 1125 nt
Organism: Helobdella robusta
Lineage: Eukaryota; Metazoa; Annelida; Clitellata; Rhynchobdellida; Glossiphoniidae
Exons: 8
Coding region: 1-1125 (374 amino acids)
Source: RefSeq, a predicted model, not a curated record
AUGAAAGGCAGACAGAACAAAGUGAACAAUAACUCCUUACAAAAUCAAAUCUUCCUCAAGAUCGGAAGUCAGAUCAACUGCAACUUCACUCCAUUCAUUAUGUUUAUAUUCGGUGGGCCAGGAUCAAAUAAAGGACUCAUAGUCAACAAUUUGGUCAGCUGCUUCGAUUUUAACUACAUCUCCAGUGAAGAGACAUUUCUGGACGCUGAAAGUGAAAAAUUUGUUGAGUCAGCCGACAAUUUUUUAAUUGCUGAUUGGCUGAUGUCCAAAUUGAAGGAAGAAAUAAUGAAAGACAGAAGCCUUCGAUACUUGGUCGAUCUUGUUCCAAAUAAGAAACCCUACUUGAGUAAUCAACUGAAGAGGAAGGAAUUUGUCAACUAUUUGUUUGAUUUUGAAUUAGAAUUACCGAUAAGUUGUGGCUUAAACUUAUCGGUUCACAAUGAAAAUGUUACAACAAAAAAGAAGGCAACAAAAACCCAUUCAACAUCGGGUAACAAAGGAGAUGAGGCUGAUAUUCUACGGAUGCAGAAGCGAUCAGCUCAAUACGAACAGGGUGUGAAGAAUAUGGUGGAAUAUUUUGACACCUUGAACAAACUCAUCACAAUGGACGUUCCCUGGACUUCACGCAACUUGGCGGACGUCUGGACCAAACUGCACGACAUCCUCUGCCAGUUCAACAUACAACCAAAAAAGAGUGUCGAUUCAGUGUUCAUUUUCACAUUAGGCGAUCAAAUAACGCCAGAAAAUAAUUUGAUGAAGUCACAGCUGAUCGAUCUCUCUGCAGACGUUACCAACGACACCACCAUUGAUAGCUGGCUAGAAGCUGUUAUAAAAAGAGUCGAUACAAGUUUCAAUUCCAGUGGUAUUUUCAUCAUAAACAUUCCUGCCACAAUUUAUGAUCACAGAAGAUACAAAAUAGUUGAAAAUUUGAAGCCUAAAAAUGUCUGCUUCAGAGAAUCGAAUGCCCUACACGGCCUGCUGCACAACAUUCUUCCCAACUUCACCUACAAAGCUGUCACAACGCUGGAAAACGAAACUUGGGUUUUUCCCCUUCGCUUGGACAACAAAUUUUGCUCACAUAUCACUAAUAAAUUAACAUCAAUAAGAAAGUGUUCUUCGUCUUAA